Molecule: messenger RNA, 960 nt
Organism: Panicum hallii
Lineage: Eukaryota; Viridiplantae; Streptophyta; Magnoliopsida; Poales; Poaceae
Exons: 5
Coding region: 88-699 (203 amino acids)
Source: RefSeq, a predicted model, not a curated record
GCGUCCUCUUGUCAGCCGCCUGCGGAUAAGAUAUAGGAGCCGCGCGAGCGGGGGUGUGCGGCCGAGAGGCGACAGCACUCGGCAAGCAUGGCUCCGGCAGCGCUGGCCGCCUCCGUCUCCCCCGCGGCAGCGGCGCUCGCACCCGGCGGCGGCGUCCGCCCGGCCAGGAUAGCCUCCCUGGCUACUCGCAAUUCCACCAAAACUGUAUUGCCACCGAAAAACGACCUGCUCAGAUCGGCGAGGCAGAGGAGGCGCCUGGCGGCACGGAGCAGCACCUCGUCGCCCUCGGAGACGAGCACGGGCGAUUCCCAAUCCCCGAAACAAGAGAAGGCGCCGUUCGGGUACACGAGGAAGGACGUGCUGCUGAUCGGCCUUGGCGUCACGGCCUUCGGCGUCGGGCUCAAGUACGGGCUGGAGCUCGUCGGCGUCGACCCCCUGCAGGCCGGCAACGUGGUGCAGCUGCUGGUGGUGCUCGGGAUGACGGUGGGGUGGAUCUCCACCUACAUGUUCCGGGUGGCCAACAAGGACAUGACCUACGCGCAGCAGCUCAGGGACUACGAGAAGCAAGUCAUGGAGAAACGGCUGGAGAGCUUGUCGGAGGCUGAGCUGCAAGCCCUGCUGGAGCAAGUGGAGGAAGAGAAGCAGCGCCUGCCGCAGAUCCCGGAAGAGCCUAACGCCAUCACCUUCAAGAAGAAAUGAGGAGCACGCCACACUCUGUGCCAAACGGUCAACUGGACACUGUUCUUCUUCGACAUGUUCAUAGCAUAGCUUCAGUAGCUAGCCCCAUCGCUUCGUUAAGAUCUGUACAAUACGCCCGCUAGGCCACUAGUGCUGUCGAACUUGAACCAUUCAUUUUCUGUCGUCGUGGAAGAACAGCAAUAUGCACCAAUAACCAGUAUCCAGUGUUUCAGGAUAUGUACAGAAGAUCGCUGUUGUUACUAUCGCGAUGAUGCAGCCUUA